UGUGCAUAUUAUUUAAUAAAGCGCUCUGACAGCUGCCAACUGUGUCAACACAUACUGGCCAGUGAGGGGACAUGGAAGCUGUGCUUGCAUUGAUGGUGAUUCUGCUGGGAGUGUCUCAUGGUGUGGAAACUCACUGUGAUGGCAGACAGGAUGGAGCUCAGUGUUAUGGAGCUUUGGGAGGAAGUGUGGACAUUCAGCUGAUGGACAGGACCUCAAAAAUACCUAGAUAUGGACUGUUCAAGAAUUCAUUAAGAAUACUAGAUGUGAGAAAUAAUAAGGUUAUUCUUAAUACCAUAAAACAGAGCUCUGUUUUUCCCAGUAAUGGAACAUUUAGGAUCAAUAACCUGAGCAGGAAUGAUGGUGGUGAAUUUACCCUUCAAACCUUUGAUUCAGAGGGAAAAAGAACAGGCGAGCGGACUUUACAGCUGUUUAUUCAAGCUCCUGUGUCCUCUGUCCUGCUGGUCUCUGAGUGUCUGUCCCAGGGAGAGAUGAGGGUGUCCUGCUCCUCUGAGGGAGGGGACAGUCCUCAGUACAGCUGGACUCUGGAUGGACGCACACUGACAGAUGCUGAGCUCCUUUCUGGAAACAAUGAGGGUAACAUCAUCACUCUGAGACAGCACGUCUCAGGACAUCUGGUCUGCUCAGUCAGGAACAACGUCAGUAAUGUCUCCAAAGGACAGAAAAUAUCUACCUGUGGCUUUAUUUUUAUUAACUGCACUUCAGUCAAUGGGACACAGAUAUCAGGGUGGGUGCAUAAAGACAGUAACAGCCUGUGUAUUGAACCAACACAGAAUUCUUUGGAUAAUUUGCCACUGAUUGCUGGUGUUCUCUCAGCACUGGUGAUUUUCUUGGUUGUGGGUGUAGCUGUUGUCUGGGCUCAGAGGAAAAAGCAAAACAACAAACCUACAAAAAAUGAGGAAGAAGACGAGGAAGAAAUCUUUGCUGAUAUCAGGAUCGUGAAACGGCAGGCGAAGCAAAUGGAGAGAAGAGCAGAGCUGGAGUUUGGCCAUGUCAAGUCUGCAAAGCGAUCUCGGAAGACUAAACCAACAGAUGAUUGUCUGUAUGCCAACAUCCAUAAAGUCCAGUGAUUCAAGUGGUCAGUGCUUCUACACAGACAGCACCCCCGUAGGCCCAUGGAGGCAGUAGGUGAUGUGACGAUGUCUAAAUAUCUUUCAAUUAAUGUGUUUUCCCAUCAGAAAAAUCCAAACCAUCAAAACUCUCACUUGUUGAUUUAUUAUUUUUAUUUAACUGCACUUCUGUAUGAUAUCAGGGCACAAAUGCAUCUAAUCUUAGGUGACCUCUUGAUUUACUGUUACUGUGAGAGCAUUUCUCAUGUCUCUUCUGUGGAUUCUCUGAUAGAACAAAGGUUAUGACUGUAAUGGAGUGUCUUUCUCUUUAGAUUCGAACUUGACCAGUUUUUGACUUCCUAAAGGUUUGACCAGAUCGUUAAGUUAAAAAGAACUUCUGUGCAAAUUUCAAUGCAACUAGCCUAUUGUGUCCAAAUGUUUUGUUGUACUGAAACUUGAAAAAAACAAAAAAAAUAUGAUGGUCACAGCUUAACCUUCAGUCACAGAAUGAGAGCACAUGUUGUAAAAGUUUCAUGUUCUACUGUUAUGUUUUUUUGUUUUGUUUUUUUCAUCACUGCACAGCGGUCUUUACAGUCUGAUCAAAAAUGCUAAA
Messenger RNA from Archocentrus centrarchus (flier cichlid), 1680 nucleotides. Its product is annotated as T-cell surface antigen CD2-like. The coding region runs from base 72 to 1088 and encodes 338 amino acids. Gene Ontology annotation, cellular component: membrane. Lineage: Eukaryota; Metazoa; Chordata; Actinopteri; Cichliformes; Cichlidae. The transcript has 6 exons. The record is from RefSeq and is a predicted model, not a curated record.